AGGACGUAACACAAAUCCAGAGAAAACAGAGGAAAAGGAAAAAAAGGAUUAGCUUUCAUUGUGUAAUUUCUAGUUUUUCUACUGCCCACCAAAUCCCAAUACCCUAAAACCAGGAAAUACGUUUUUGGAUCUUUCCUCUCUCUCUCUCUCUCUAUCUCUCUGUCUCCUCAUUCAUUUCACCAAAUCCCCUUCUCCCAGCAUUUAUUUCCCAAGAUCUAUCUCUCUCCCCUCCAACAACUUUUCAGUAUUGGAGCCUGUCACCCCCAAAGAACAAGUUAAAAACAAACAAACAAAGAAAGAGGUGCAGAGAUGGAGGUGAGCCAAUUGCAGAACAGUUUUCUUGGGUACAUGGCAGAAUUAUUUCGUGAGGGAUUCUUGGAUGCUCAGUUUAGUCAGCUCCAGCAACUUCAGGAUGAAAGCAACCCUACUUUUGUAGCUGAAGUUGUGACUCUCUUCUUUGAAGAUUCUGAAAGAUUACUCAAUGAUCUCAACACAACUCUUAAUCAGCCAGAUGUGGACUUUAAGAAGGUUGAUGCUCAUGUUCAUCAGCUCAAAGGUAGCAGCUCAAGCAUAGGUGCUCAGAGAGUGAAGAAUGUCUGCGUUGCUUUUCGCAACUUCUGUGAAGAACACAACAUUGAAGGGAGCUUGAGAUGCUUGCAACAAGUAAAACAAGAGUACUUGCUAGUCAAGAACAAGCUUGAAACUUUAUUCAGGUUGGAGCAGCAGAUUGUGGCAGCAGGUGGAGCAAUUCCAAUAUUCGAAUAAAAACAUAAGCAAACAAUAAUACUAGGAAUUAAGCUAAGGCUGUGGUGUGGACAACUUUGUGAGUUGCUGUGUUUAGUAACAAAAUUACUAAUUAAAUUAAGAGGUUCUCUGAGCUACUCAGAUCUGUGCUUCUUGUACAAUUUGAUGGCCAUGUCAUGCAGUGCUAUCAUCCUUUUUAUGCAGUGAUUUUUGUCAUUCUGAACCCCAAUGCUGCUGCUGCUGCUUAUUGAUGAAAAUGAAAUUAGUUUCUGAUAA
Messenger RNA from Ipomoea triloba (trilobed morning glory), 1020 nucleotides. RefSeq names its product histidine-containing phosphotransfer protein 1. Gene Ontology annotation, cellular component: cytoplasm; nucleus. Gene Ontology annotation, molecular function: histidine phosphotransfer kinase activity; protein histidine kinase binding. Gene Ontology annotation, biological process: phosphorelay signal transduction system; cytokinin-activated signaling pathway; phosphorylation. The transcript has 6 exons. Lineage: Eukaryota; Viridiplantae; Streptophyta; Magnoliopsida; Solanales; Convolvulaceae. The record is from RefSeq and is a predicted model, not a curated record. Bases 310 to 765 code for a protein of 151 amino acids.